Messenger RNA from Lathyrus oleraceus (garden pea), 1418 nucleotides. Its product is annotated as helicase sen1-like. The record is from RefSeq and is a predicted model, not a curated record. Gene Ontology annotation, molecular function: GTP binding; GTPase activity. Lineage: Eukaryota; Viridiplantae; Streptophyta; Magnoliopsida; Fabales; Fabaceae. The transcript has a single exon. The coding region runs from base 180 to 1418 and encodes 412 amino acids.
CUUCAAAAAAAUAUGUCUUUUCUAAUUUGAACAAGUCCCUCUUGAAGCGUCCCGAAUUGGUUCCAGAUAACAGUUCAUUAGGCGUUGGUAAUUCUUGGAAAUCAGGUUCUUGGGAUAGUAGUACUGAUGGGAUAUCGCGAGCAGUGUUUACUACAAGGCCAAAGCAAGUUGGGGCAACUAUGAUGACAGGUCCUGUAUUGAUUGGUAUCACACAGUCUUAUCUUGAUGUACUCAACCAUGGUGCCGUGCCUACAAUUUCUUCCUCCUGGCAGAGCGUUGAAGAAGCAGAGUGCCGUAGGGCUUAUGAUUCAGCUACUGAAGUUUAUAUGGCUUCUUUUGACCGUUCCAAGCCACCUGAGGAAAUUGCUUUGAGGGAAGCCCACGAACAAGCAGUUCAAAAGUCAAUGGCUGCUUUUAAUGCUAGUGCUGUAGGAGUUGGUGCAGCUAGGAAGAAAUUUGAAGAUCUGCUUCAAAAAUUCUUCAAAAAGGCCUUUGAGGAUUAUAAAAGAAAUGCAUUCAACGAGGCAGAAUUACAGUGUAGAAAUGCUAUACAUGCUAUGGAAAAGAGGCUGAGGGCAGCUUGUAUGGCUUCUGAUGCUAAGAUUGAUAAUGUUGCAAAGGUUCUUGAUGCCAUUUUAUUUGAAUAUGAAAAGUCAAUUCAAGGUCCUGGAAAGUGGCAACAACUUGCUGGCUUCUUACAGCGAAGUUUUGAAGGCCCUGUGCUUGAACUUUUCAAGAGGGUAAUAGAUAAAGUUGAAUCAGAGAAGAGUUCUCUUGCUUUACAACGUCGGAUGAAUGAAGAUAAGAUGACACUUGUUGCCCAAGCAGUAUCUGUUGAGUGGAGAACUGAGCAACUUCUCGCCAAGACUCGAGAAGAAGUUUCUGGAUGGAUGCAACAGUUGAGGAACCGCGAAGCACAAUAUACUCAACAGUUGCAUUGUCUUCAUAGAGACCUGAAUGCUACUGCUGCUGUUGUACGUUCUCAAGGAUCUGUUGGUGUUGACCCUGACCUUCUCAUGGCCCGUGAUCAGAAUCGAGAUAUUUUGCUGCAGAACCUUGCAUCUGUAGUUGAAGGCAGGGAUAAGGUUUUGGUUGAGAUGUCUCGCCUUGCUGUUUUGGAAGGUAGGUUUCGACCUGGUAGUGGUUUCAAUUUGGAAGAGGCCCGCGCUAGUUUAGAGGCCAGUUUUGCCAAUGAAGCAGAAAUAGUUUUCACUACAGUGUCUAGUAGUGGGCGCAAGUUGUUUUCCCGUCUUUCCCAUGGAUUUGAUAUGGUAGUCAUUGAUGAGGCAGCCCAAGACAGUGAGGUGGGAGUUCUUCCUCCUUUUUCUCUUGGAGCAGCACGGUGUGUUCUUGUUGGAGAUCCUCAGCAGCUCCCUGCUACAGUUAUCAGCAAGGCUGCCGGAACACUGAUGUACUAA